Molecule: messenger RNA, 1186 nt
Organism: Musa acuminata subsp. malaccensis (wild Malaysian banana)
Lineage: Eukaryota; Viridiplantae; Streptophyta; Magnoliopsida; Zingiberales; Musaceae
Source: RefSeq, a predicted model, not a curated record
AGAACGUCCCAACCCAUCACCACAAACUUCUGCUUCUUUAUAUGGACUGCUGCUUCUACCUGUCUAAGUGGAGGAGGAAGAGGAGAUAUAGAUGGCAAUGGCUUGCAUGAAAGCCAUGUUUUCCCUGGAGAUAGCGUCCCUUCUUGUGGCCUGUGCAUAUGCCCAUGGUAUGAGGCUUCAACUUCCUGCAGAUUUCAUUAGAUUUGGAUACGGUGGAGCAACUGGACCAGAGAAAUGGGGAAGCUUAAGCUCAGAGUUCAAGCUGUGCUCUGCAGGAAAGCACCAGUCCCCAAUCAACAUCGUGAAGGACGACGUGGUCUAUAACCCGAACCUGAAAGGACUCGACAGGGACUACGUCCCCACGAACGCCACCUUCAUCGACAAUGGUUUCAACGUCGAGCUACGGUAUGAAGGUGGUGGUGCAGGGAAAAUGACCGUGGAUGGGAAGAACUACAGCCUGCUACAAAUGCAUUGGCAUUCGCCUUCGGAGCACACCAUCAACGGAGAACGGUUUCCGGUGGAGCUUCACCUCGUUCACAAGACCGACUGCGGCGACAUCACCGUCGUAUCGAUCCUGUACCGGUACGGCCACCCGGACGCGUUCCUUAUCCAGAUGAGGAAGGAGAUCGAUGAGCUGGCCAUGGGGGCACGCGCACAAGUUCCAGUUGGUAUUGUUCGAACAAGAUGGUGGAAGCGCCACAGUCGUAAGUACUACAGAUACGUUGGAUCUCUCACGACACCACCAUGCACUGAGAACGUUAUAUGGAGCAUCCUCGGCAAGGUGAGAGAGAUGAGCGAGGAGCAAGCAAGCGCACUGAAAGCGCCACUGGAAGAAGAGUACCGGAGUAACUCGAGGCCGUUGCAGCCGCUGAACGGGCAGACCGUGCAGCUCUACGAUGAGAGGCGGCAGCGGCCGUCUUGCUGAUGCUGUGGUUCUCUGUUUCCUGGUCAUGCAUAAGAAGCAUUUGUUGUGGUGGCUAAUACACCAACAGCAAAUAAUUUUCUUGAUCAGCUCGAUGAAAGCCACUGGAAAUUGCAGCCAAGCAGCAACACAAUGUAUGGUCAAGGCAAUGAUUUCUUGUAAUGGCAAAACAUAUUAUCUAGCAAACUCGAUAGGGAACAUGAGGUUCAACUCUGAAAGAAGAGAUUUGUUCUUGAUAAAGCAAUAAAAACUAAAUGCCAUACA